AUGAACCACACAGAGAUUACAGAAUUCAUCCUCGAGGGUCUUUCUGACGAUCCUGACCUCCAGAUUGUGAUCUUCCUCUUUUUAUUAAUCACAUACAUAUUAAGUGUCACUGGCAACCUGACUAUCAUCAUUUUGACUUUUUUAGAUGCUCAUCUACAAACACCAAUGUAUUUCUUCCUCCGGAAUUUUGCUUUCUUGGAAGUCUCAUUUACAAGUGUAUGCAUCCCUAGAUUUCUAGGGUCUAUUGUCACUCGGAAUAAGACAAUUUCCUAUAACAACUGUGUUGCUCAACUCUUUUUCUUUAUCUUCAUGGGGGUGUGUGAAUUUUACAUUCUCACUGCCAUGUCCUAUGACCGCUAUGUGGCCAUCUGCAAGCCCCUGCACUACACGACCAUCAUGAGCAGAAGACUCUGCACACUGUUCGUGCUCUGCGCCUGGCUGGGAGGGUUUCUGACUGUUUUCCCACCCCUUAUGCUUUUGCUCCAGCAGGAUUACUGUGCUUCCAACAUCAUUGAUCAUUUUGCAUGUGACUUUUUUCCCCUUUUACAACUGUCUUGCUCAGAUACAUUGUUUCUAGAAGUGAUUAGUUUCUAUGUUGCUCUGGUGACUCUGCUGUUCACGUUGGCGUUGGUGAUUUUAUCUUACAUCUGCAUCAUCAGCACCAUUCUGAGGUUCCCAUCCGCCAGCCAGAGGAAAAAGGCUUUCUCCACCUGCUCCUCUCACAUGAUUGUCAUCUCCAUCUCCUAUGGAAGCUGCAUCUUCAUGUACGCCAACCCCUCUGCAAAAGAAAAGGCAUCAUUGACCAAAGGAGUGGCAAUUCUCAAUACUUCUGUUGUCCCUAUGUUAAAUCCCUUCAUUUAUACCCUAAGGAACCAGCAAGUAAAGCAAGCAUUCAAGAGUGUAGUACACAAAGUAUUAUUUUCUGUAAGUAAAUGA
This is a messenger RNA of Chionomys nivalis (European snow vole), 936 nucleotides long. RefSeq names its product olfactory receptor 6C3. Gene Ontology annotation, biological process: G protein-coupled receptor signaling pathway. Lineage: Eukaryota; Metazoa; Chordata; Mammalia; Rodentia; Cricetidae. The transcript has a single exon. Gene Ontology annotation, cellular component: membrane. Bases 1 to 936 code for a protein of 311 amino acids. Gene Ontology annotation, molecular function: olfactory receptor activity; G protein-coupled receptor activity. The record is from RefSeq and is a predicted model, not a curated record.